GUUACGACUUUGCGGAGGUCCUGCGUUGGUUCGGGGAGCGGGUGGACCGCAUCAUCCUGCUGUUUGAUGCCCACAAACUGGACAUUUCUGACGAAUUCUCUGAGGCCAUCAAAGCCUUCAAGGGCCAAGACGACAAGAUCCGAGUCGUCCUCAACAAGGCCGACCAGGUGGACACCCAGCAGCUGAUGCGGGUGUACGGCGCCCUCAUGUGGUCACUAGGGAAGGUGAUUAAUACUCCAGAGGUGGUGAGAGUUUAUCUGGGUUCCUUCUGGGCCAAACCACUGCAGAACAGUGAGAACAG
Molecule: messenger RNA, 301 nt
Organism: Paralichthys olivaceus (Japanese flounder)
Lineage: Eukaryota; Metazoa; Chordata; Actinopteri; Pleuronectiformes; Paralichthyidae
Source: RefSeq, a predicted model, not a curated record